Molecule: messenger RNA, 867 nt
Organism: Eurypyga helias (sunbittern)
Lineage: Eukaryota; Metazoa; Chordata; Aves; Eurypygiformes; Eurypygidae
Gene: FLAD1
Product: flavin adenine dinucleotide synthetase 1
Exons: 4
Biological process (GO): FAD biosynthetic process
Molecular function (GO): FMN adenylyltransferase activity
Source: RefSeq, a predicted model, not a curated record
AGGGUCACCCCUCACCCCGAGCUGGUCGUCCUGGUGCACAAGUUCUUUGGCAAGACGGACGCGCGGUGCCCCGAGAUGAAGCUGGCUCGCGUCCCCGAGUCCUCCUGCCUCAACUACGGCACGCACAGGCACACGGGCAGCCCCUUCAAGUACCCGCUGGUCAGCGUCCGCAACGUCUACAUCUUCCCUGGCAUCCCGGCGCUGAUGGAGCGUGCCCUGGAUGGCCUCGCCCACCUCUUCCGCAGCGAGCAGACCCGUUUCCACUCCCGCGCCAUCUACGUGGCGGCCGAUGAGAUCCUCAUCGCGCCCGUGCUGGACCAGGCCGAUGCCGCCUUCCAGGGUCGCGUCAGCUUGGGCUCCUACCCGGACUGGGCCAGCAACUACUACCGCGUGAAGCUGACGCUGGACUCGGAGUCGGAGCAGGACCUGGAGGAAGCGUAUCGCUUCUUGAUGGAGAAGCUACCUCCGGGCGUUGUCGUGCCGUUGGUGACGGACUGCGUCUCGCCAGCAGCCACGGAGGUUUAUGGCCUGGCUGAGUCAGGUACAGGGAUGGGGCAGAAGGUGGCAGCAGCACUGCGGACCAUCGAGGAGGCUUUGGACCGCUACAGCCUGGCCCAGCUCUGCGUGGGCUUCAACGGGGGCAAGGACUGCACGGCCCUGCUGCACCUCGUCCACGCCGCCGUGGAGAGGUACCCAGCCACGGGGGUCCACCGGCCCAUCCUCUACAUCCGCAUCGUAUCCCCCUUCCCCGAAAUGGAGCAGUUCAUCCAGGCAACUGUCCAGAGGUACAAGGUCCAGCUCUGCACGGUGGAGGGCUCCAUCCGGGAGGCCCUGACCCGCCUGAAGGAGCAGCAGCCGCAGCUGGAG